Euleptes europaea (tarantolino) is the source of this 7716-nucleotide messenger RNA. It is a transcript of the gene EPG5, whose product is annotated as ectopic P-granules 5 autophagy tethering factor. The coding region runs from base 1 to 7716 and encodes 2571 amino acids. The transcript is spliced from 44 exons. The record is from RefSeq and is a predicted model, not a curated record. Gene Ontology annotation, biological process: autophagosome maturation. NCBI's taxonomy places the organism in Eukaryota, Metazoa, Chordata, Lepidosauria, Squamata, Sphaerodactylidae. Gene Ontology annotation, cellular component: cytoplasm.
AUGGCGGAGGCCGUGAAGCCCCGGAGCCGGGCGAAGAGCAGCCGGGGCAGAGCCAAGGAAAAAAAGAAAAAACAUGAAGAGGAGGAGAAAGCUGAGGCUGGGACCUUUCUUUCCAGAGCGGCUCAGUCGCAAGAAGGAUUCGCCUAUGUCCGAGAGGAACGCCUUGCAGAGGUCCGGCUCCAGAAUAAAACUAAUGAGAGAGAAGAUGUGAACAAUGCGUAUGAUGUUCCACUGAUUGCGUCAGCCCCAGUAAAUGAAGGAUCCCCGGGUGAUACUCAAACAAAGCUUCCAGCACAGAUGGAAAAAUCUAGUGUAAAGGCUUUGGAGGAGGAGGAGGAGAAUGUUGUAGAGAAAUCAACCGGUCCUCUAAAUCUUCCUGCAGCAUCCCUUGGGGAAACAACGACUUUUGGCCUAACAGAGAGCACUAUACCUUGCGUACCUUUACCUGCCAAAGAUGAGCAGGAGCAAGAAGCGGAGAAUGUACAAAACCCUCUUGUGAAAAACCCCGUUGUCUGUUCUUCAGAAGAAGCUCUCGUCACCGCCUCGGCCCCCACCGAGGACGUCAAGGAACACGUUGGGGCCUCCAAGGGGCUCUAUCCCGAUCUAGCGCUAGAGCUGUCCCGAGAGCGACCUCCGGUGCUUGCCCUCAAACCGCAGCUCCCAAGAGGGAGGCUUUAUCCUGCGAUCCCCCGGGAGCCGGAGCUGGUGCCUUUUACCAGAGAGCAGCUGAAGCUCUUUGAGCCCGGCUCCUGGCUGGAGAACGUUGAGGCCUACGUGGAGGAGUUUGAGAGUGUCGCGCGGCAAGACCGGCAUGAGUUCUACGAGCUGCUGCUGAACUACUGGCGCUGCCGGAAGCAGCUGCUGCUGGCCGAGGUAAAACUGCAGGAGUUGUCCUCGGAUUGCCGAAGCAUCAGAGAUCGCCUCUGGACCUUUAAGGAUGAGCAGCAGUCUGCCCAGGGGGUCUGUGCCGACCAGUGCAAAGUUUCCGGCCUCCACCGUUACCAGACCGUCAAGGUGAACGUGGGUGCCCUGGGGGAGCUGAAGCGGCUGUUCGAAGAGCAAGCGGAGCACGUGCACCAGACGCUGGCCCUGCACUUGUACACCUCUGUGCUGUCCCGCCUGCAGGUGGAGUCUUACAUCUACGGGCUGCUCUGGGGCUCUCCCCUCCUGAGGUCUGCCGGAAUACAGCAGCAAGAGACAGUUCUGAAACAGCCAGAAAAGGGCUCCGCAGACUUGGGUCCCUUGAAAGAAUGCAUCAGCGUUCUCUUCAGUUUUACCCGCAGGGUUGUCGAAGAUUCGCAGUUCCAGAGUGACAUUCUCUUGUGGCUCCAGAGGCUGGUUUCAGUCUUGCAAAGGGUCGGCUCGCCCGGAGACCACCUCUUCCUCUUGAACCACAUCCUUCGGUGCCCAGCAGGUGUCAGCAAGUGGGCAGUUCCCCUCAUUCAGAUUCGGGUCCUGGGAAACCCAUUGGGAGUCUUUCAUUUCAUGCAGUCCCUUGCAUUGCUCAUGUCUCCUGCCAAAGGUCGAGCAGAAUUUAUGUGCCACAUGAAGCCGUGUGAACGGCAGACUUCCUCAUCAUCCGGGCCGGAAUCUGGAAAUUGGACUUUAGUUGAUGAAGGAGGAGAAGAGGAUGAAGACCCUGAUACCAGCUGGGUCCUUCUUCUUGAAGAUGACUUGAUUGCCCUUCUGUCUCAGUUCCCCUUCCAUGAACUCUUCCAGCAUAUGCUCAGAUUUGAUAGUAAAGGUGUUUAUUCUCCUGAAAAGACAACACCACAUGAGAUGAUGAAGAUCUUUGCAUUCGCCAGUUCGUUAGUGGAGCUUCUCGCUGUGGGGCUGGAAACGUUUAACCGGGCGCGAUACAGGCAGUUUGUGAAACGCAUUGGCCGCCUCAUCAGGAUGACACUUUGCUAUGUCAGUGAUCACUGGGCCCAGUACGUCAGCCGUGCCAAGAGCUCCAGCUUGGCUGGGCCCCCUUACUCCGUUGAGAAGCUGCAGGUGGAAUUCGACGAACUCUUUCUGAGGGCCGUCCUCCACGUACUGAAGGCCAAAAGGCUGGGGGUGUGGCUCUUCAUGUCGGAGAUGCCGUACGGAACCCUCUCCAGUGGAAUGCUCUGGAAGCUCUUCUCCACCAUGCACCACGCGGAAAGCGAGAACCUGGAGAAGCUUCAUGCCACCAUGCACCUUGCCGACUGCAGGCGGGAACUCGAAGACCCGGCCCACCUGGAGAGGUUCACCGCAUACCUGCAGUCGAUGAAUGGCUCGGAGGAAAUCUGCCUGCUGACGACGUUUGCCCAGAUGGCGCAGAACAAGCGGGAGGACGCAGACGAAGAUUUCAUCCGAGUCAUCGUGUUGGAGAUCUACGAGGUGUCCUACGUCAGCCUUUCCACAAGAGAGACGUUUUCAAAGGUUGGCCGGGAGCUCCUCAGCGCCAUAACGGCUGUCCACACCGGCAUGAUUUCUGUCCUGCUGGACCGAGUCCGAGAGACCAUAGAAACGGUCGGCAUGGUUUCCCUUUAUUUAUUUAAAGAACUCCCGAUGCAUCUCUGGAAGCCGUCCGCUUCAGAAGUGGCCCUGAUCCGCAGCUGGCUGCUGGAUUACAACUUGACGGCUGUCGAGAGCAAGCUCGCCUGCAUCAUUCUGGAAGGGCUGAACUGGGGACCUGGUGAGGACGGUUGCCUUCACCUCGACCCAGCCGUCCAUGCAGAAGUUGCUCUGGCUGUCUUGGAAGCCUAUCAGAAGUAUCUUCCUCAGAAACCGUACAGCGGAUUGAUCUCCGAAAGCAUCAAGCAGGUCUCCUACCUGACCAGCGUCAUUCGGUACGGAGAGACGCCUGAAACCUCCUUCAACCAAUGGGCGUGGGGGCUGGCGCUGAGGUUAAAACUGCACGCCAACGAUCACGGCAUGCAACAGCAAGGCUGGCCUGUGGUUCCCGUCUCCCGGCCGGUGCCUGAGCUGGCGGAAUCGCCUGCGCUACACCCGCUGCUGAAGGCCGUCAGAGCGGGUCUCCCCAUUGGCUGUUAUCUGGCGCUGGCCAUGACAACUGUGGGACACAGCAUCGAAAAGUUCUGUGCUGAAGGGAUCCCUCUCCUGGGCGUCCUGGUGCAGUCACGGCAUCUGAGAACUGUUGUUCACGUGCUAGAUAAAGUCUUGCCCCUCUUCUAUCCUUGCCAGUUUUACCUGCUGAAGAACGAACAGUUUUUGUCGUACCUCCACCAGUUUCUUCAGCUGGAUAGCGGCGUUCCCCAAGGGAUGACCCAGCAGGUUACCCGCACGGUGGCCCAGCAUUUGACGGGGACGAGCUACGGUGAAAACAUUAAGUUGCUCAACAGCAUGAUCCAGAGUCAAGUCUUCAAAAGCAGCCAUCCUAACGGAGUGGGGCCGGCCGCUGUGCUGGAGUUCUGGGUUCAGGUCCUCACCAGCCAACCGGCCUGGCACAAGGAGAGAGCCACGCUGUGCCUGAUGGAUCAUCUGUGCCAGGCAGCGUUCCAGUUUAACCAAGAGGACUGCGUCCAGAAGCUGCUUUACCAGCAGCACAAGAAUGCCUUGGGCUACCACUGUGAUAAGGGGCUGCUGUCUUCCUUAGUCAGCUGGAUUGUAGCAGGCAACGUUACGCCUUCGUUCAUCGAGGGAAACGCCAACUCUGCGGAGGUUUGGUUCGCGUGGACCGUUUUGAACAUGGAGUCCAUAUUCGAAGAGGAUUCCCAGCUUCGUCGAGUUGUGGAGAAGGAGUUAGUCAUCAACUCUUUGACUCCUGAUCAGGCCCUGAAGAAAGCCCAGGCCCAGCUGAAGCUGCCUGUCGUGCCAUCUCUUCAGCGGCUCUUGAUAUAUCGCUGGGCGCAGCAGGCCCUGGCCACGCCUGAGGAUCACCCCCUCCUGCCGCUCAUCUGGCAGAAAUUUUUCCUCCUCUAUCUUCAUCGCCCGGGACCACAGUAUGGGCUACCCGUAGACGGCUGUAUCGGGAAAAGGUUUUUCCAAAGCCCUACUCAGCUUAGCCUCUUAAACGACCUCAAGCAGCGCUUGAUAGAGGCGGCGGACUUCCACCACGCUGCCAGCAAGGUUCUCCGGCCGACGAGCCCGGCGAACUGCAGUGAAAGCGCUGCGGAGAAAGGGUGCAGGAAGCCGGACCGCCUGACCUCUCCGGAGCUGCACAAGGAGUUGGUCAGGCUUUUUAACGUGUGCAUUUUGUGGCUGGACGAAGAGAGCUUUCAGAAAGGGGACACAUAUAUCCCCUCCUUGCCGAAGCAGUACGACGCCCACAGGCUUGCCAAAGUCAUGCAGAACCAGCAGGACUUAUGGAUGGAGUUUGUCAACAUCGAACGCAUUCAGCACGACUUCGAGGAAGCGAUAAACUUCUGGCUUCAGGUCAGAGUGGAAUCUCACGCGGCCCCGAGUACCCUGUCGGCGCAAAUAGACUUCACUGACCCUUUGUCGGCCAAAGAGAGAAUCAUCAGCAAUCUGCAGAAGUACGACGCGCCCCAGCCCUCUCUCCCCCUCCAGCCGAUGAAAGCCCCCGUGCCUGUGCUUUCUCCCUCCAGCUUAGUGAAUCCGAACGAGGCCAAAGAGCUGGUUCGUGCCAACCUCAGCAUUUUACAGCACCAUGCCAAAACUGCAGUGAUCCGAGAAUCCCAACAAGUUGCUUUUAACAGUGAGAUACUGGACACUUUGCCAAAGCUUUACACCAACAGAGAAGAACAAGUGGUACUUCAUCUGGAAUGUCGGGGCAGUUCUGGGAAACCUUGCCAAGGAGCGGCACUUGUGACAAUUCAGUUUGAAGGAAAGUAUAAAAACGAAGCCGUCGGCCAGCAUCUUCACGCCCUGAAGAAAGAAGUGAAGCUGCUGCUGGCGGAAGCCACGAAGCCCCCUUCUCUAGGUGUUGUGGAGGCCGCCGUGCACUUGGAGAACUUCAUCACAGCUUUAAUCAACCUCUAUAAGCGCCAGCCUGUGCCCGGGAUCCACAGAGUCGGGAUCAGUCUGUUCUUCGCGGUGGUGGGUUUUGUGAGCGACGAAACACAGCGCCACCCACCCACCAGGCAGUUCUUCAGCUCCUGCAUCGAGAUCCUCGGCCAAGUGUUCUUGGCCGGAAGCCAGUCGGAAUGCCAGCCCCUGCUGCGGACCAUUCUGAAGAACCGCCGGCUCUGCACCCUCCUCUCGCCUUACUUCACUCCUGUCGCUUCCCCGGAGGAGUUCGUGGACCUUUAUGAGCAAGUGGUCUCUUUCCUCGGUGACGACAACAGUGACGUCAUUUUCAUGCUGCUCACUAAGUUUGAUCUCCCACAGUGGCUGCAGGGUUCAAAACCCGCUCUGUCGGAGCGCACCAGGCUGCUGGAGGCCAUCCACUUGGCGCUCAAGACCUGCGGCUUUGAGCCCGAGGAGGACGUUUCGCUGCCUUACAAUCUCUUCUGCAAGCAUUGGGCCUGCCUUCUCCGGUACCAAUUCCCAGACCACUACAGCACUUUUCUCAGCCUGCUGAUGCAAAGUUCCUCGGAUCAGCUCCUGUGCCCUGACUGCUGGAAAGUGUCCCUUAGAGCCCUGGGUUGCUUCCCCACGGCAGCCCAAAAAGGUGCCGGGAAAGAGAAGGCCACGGAAAGCGCUGCGUUGCCGUCUUCUGCAGAGACUCUUCUGUCGACAGAACAGGUUGUGGAGACUGUAGAGUGGCUCUCUAAGUACUUCUUGAAGCUGCGCUUGUCUUCACGAGACUUUCGGACCUUCGGCUUGUUUUCGAAGUGGGCCCCCUACACUGCCCAGGUGAAGUGCUUCAUGGAGUAUCUCGUCCACCUGCUCAUCGACUCGGAGGCCGCUAACGUGGCACGGGAGCCGGUGGGCAGCGACGGUAUCCUGGCAGCUCUGGAAUCUUUGCAUUCGGUCCUUGCCCAGCUCUUUACUCCUUGGAUUCUGGUUCUACAGCAAGAAGAUGCAAGCAAGCAACCCUGUUAUCCAUGGCUGGAGAGCGACACACCUGCAGCUUCCCACAUGGUGCAGUUAUAUGCUGACAGCAUAGGGGUUCUCCACGAAAGUUUUAAAGAUAAGCUGCUGCCCAGCCAUCGGGGGGCGCUUUGGCUCCACCUGAUGCACUAUUGUCGCACCUGCACGGCCCCGAAAAUGCCCGAGCACAUUCUCUACACGCUCCACACCGAGUUCGGCCGCCUUCCUUGGAAGGAAAUGCAUCCGGACCCUCAACUUAUGGAAGAGUUUUUUAAAAUUGAAAGAGGCAGCCCAAAAAGCUGCUUCCUCUUCCUGGGCUCGGUUUUGUGUGAGGUCAACUGGGUGAGCGUCCUCUCGGGUGCCUGGCAUCCCGACCCACCUCCGGAGACUCUCAGCAUGAUCGUGUGCCUGCUGUACAUGGUGGUACUGCUGGCGAAGGAGCAGCAGCUGGUAACCAAAGAGGAAUCCCCGCUGCUUAAUCUCCUGGGACAGACCAGCUCCCUCCCCUGGCAGCUCAUCGGCAUUUUAUCCUACCAGAGCAUCAUCGGCUACUUGAACAGCCACUACCCUCCAUCUGUCAUCCUGGCCAAGGAGCCGGCGGCCGAGCUGAUCGUUCGGCUCCUGAAGGUGGCUGCAGGCUUUGGCGCCUUGUCCGAUGGCCACGUGCAUCUCGAUGCGACCCUCAAGUGCCGAGCCUACGUCCGCCAGACGGUCCAUUUCCUCAGCAUCCUGGAGCAGAAUGGGAAAAUCAGCCUGUCGGUCCUGGAGCAGGAGAUGCAGAAGCUGCUAGAUGACAUCGUCAUCUUCAACCCUCCAGAUGCGGACGUGCGGGCUCGCCACCUGGCCUUAAGCAGCCUCUUCACGGAAGCCCUGACGAUGCUGAAUAACGCCAGUGUUUCGACAGCCGAGUCUCUCCGGGUGGCCCUGCGGAACUGGAUCGGGGCCAGCAUGCGCGGCUUAGGGGUAAUGCCACUCCUGACAGCCGCCUGCCAGAGCCUGGCGUCGGUCCGGCAGAUGGCGGAGACCACAGAAGCCUGCGUCACCGCCUAUUUUAAUGAAGAUUCCCCGCUGAGCCAGGGCUUGGGUUGGGGCCCCAUCGUAGCCGCCUUGCAGGUGCCCGAGCUCACCGCCGAAGAUUUCCUGCAGGAGUGCCUUUCCCUAGGGAGCUACCUGACCCUCUACGUCUUCACGCUGCAGCAGCUGAAUGCCGAGCAGACCCUGGCCAAUGAAAUGAGGGUGCUGCUGACUCUGAGCAAGUGGCUGGAGGAGGUGUACCCCAGCUCUACGCAAGACGAAGCUAAGCUGUUCCUUUGGUGGCACAAAGUCCUGCAGCUCUGCCUCCUCCAAACCGAGCAAGACGACACCAUCCUGACAGAGGCGGUCAUCCGGACGCUAACCUCCUUACAAGGCCGGCAGUCCCUGCUGGCCGAAGAGAGGCUCACCUCCGGGAUACUCGGGGCUAUUGGCCUGGGCAGGAAAUCCCCUCUGUCAAACAGGUUUCGGGUGGUCUCUCGCAGUAUGUCGGCCUUCCUGUUGGUGCAAAUUCCUGAGGAGAAUCAGAUCCGGCUGCGGCCCGGCACAGAACUGCAGCUGUCCGCCAAAGCUCAGCAGGCGCUGCAUGCUCUCGACUCCCUGGCUUCCAACAAACACUACUCCGUGUACCAGGAGCAGAUCUCCCAGGCGUCCGGCUUUAUCAAGGACCCUCAGCGAUGCCUUCAUGACGGGGCCAAUCUGCUGGCAAUCCUCCUCAACACGCUCUACCCAGAAGUGCAUUACCUGGACGGAAUACGAUAG